AGAAAAGAGAGCGAGAGAGCGAGACUUGAGUGAGCAGGCUAGAGAGAUGGUGUUGGGAGGGAGAAAAGUGUAAGCCAGUCGCAGCAUCUCUCUUCACUGCACCAGGGCUGAGGGACUCCUCGUCCCCUCUCUUCCCUCGCUGCAGAUUUAACUCAUUUCUAUCAGCGCAAUCAUCUUUUUUKAAUUCAUUUAUUUUUUUGGGGGKUUGUUGCUUUGGAUAGAUGCAUUCCAUUCAGUUCCUUUCUAAUGAUGAGAUCCAAGGAUUUAUUUAUUGAAAACAUCAGUCGCUCUUUCCAAGGUAAAAGGGACCAUUCGGAAAAGGACACUGCUAAAAACUGGGACUCCAACUGGGAAUUUUUGUUUUUUAAUCUUUUUUUUUUUCAUCUUUUUUUUUUGCGCUGCUAGAGUGGAUUCCUCUUUUUGUUGUGCCGCCAGUGUUUUGUUCACAACAAAUAACCAACUGACAGAGGACUAAAAGAUGAGGUGAUAAGACCCCCACACUUUUACAACUUCAGUGACAAUUCUUGGUUUCCUGAAGCACUCGAGGAGAAGACGUCAGGUUGCACCAACCACUGCCGGUGCUUCAGUAUCAGAGCAAAAAUGCCGGGUGCAAGUGUAUGGGAUAAAUGAUUUCUGUGUGCCACAGGAUUGCUGAGGAGUUAAAGUGAGGGGAGCACUGAAAUAGUCAGCCGGCCUCUGCUCCUGCUCCUUGCUCCUGGAGAGUCCUUCCAUCUGCCUGCCUGGGAGUAAAUGGUAAUCUGACAGUCAGCACCUUAAUCGGCUGCAGGACAUUAACUUUCUUUUUUUUUAUCUGCAGCUUGCAGUCCACAACACCAUUUGUAAUUUUGGAUCUCAUCUGUAGAUUACUUUAUUGAUGGAACAUAAACAUUUUGGUGGGCUUAUUUUAUUUUUAUUUUUAUCUCAUUCUGCCAGGAGAUGCCUUGUAAACACGUUUUCCCCCACUAUCAUAUGUUCUGAGAGAGCUGUGACAAUAUCUACUGUGGAGAUCCCUGUGUUGUUGUAGCCUGUGUCUGUGUUUUGAUUCAGACAAUAGCUGGGCAUACAUGGGAUUCAGACACUGACCAGAGGAGCACCAAAAUAAAGGAAGCUUGCUGUUAUGCAGUAAAAACCCCUACCGCUCACAGCAAAGUGAAUUUUUGGAUUGAAGCAAAAAAUCUUUUUUUUGUUUGUUUUUUCACACCCCCAAGAAAAAGGCUUCCUAAAUCUUUUUUUAAAGGUAACAGAAGACAAACGUAACCUUUCUUUAAGUCUAAAAUUGGAGCCAUAAGCACUUGUAUUGCCUUUGAUAGUCUGCCUGCAGAGAGAGUAUUAUACUCUGUUUUGUGCUUUAACCUUGAUUUGUUCCUCACAUCUUCUGUGCUCUCUGCCGUGUGACAACAGUUUAAAUCCCCAACCUGCUGGUGGAAACUUUCAUCAAAAUCAUGCGUUGAUCCCAACAGACCGGGACAUAAAGCAGCAGGAAAACUCGCCUUUGGGAUGGAUGCUGUCAGCAGCACUAUUGUUCCCUCACAUUACCUUCACUGAAGGAAUAACUCUCUCUUUUUUUCUACUCCUGACAUAUCCACCAAGUACUUUCACCUACCAUGUAUGAUUGGAAAGCAGAGACAAACAGGUUGUCCUAUCCUCCCAGAGGCUGUAUUGAUUUUCCUGCAGUCUUUGUUCAUUUGAUUGAGACCCAGCUAUGUGAGAGAAAGGUGAACAAAAUCUCGAGUGUGCUGGAGAAAAUAUUGAACUUUGUGAAGUGAGUGAAGCUGCAGACGCCUGGUGGAGAACUGGAGGGGGGGACUGGCAGUUGUCCAGUUUCAGGACAGCCGCCUCAUGGGUGGCUCACCACAAAACUGACUCGCUUGGUUAGCACCAAGAACAAUGAACCAGUCUGAACUGACGGUGGACCCCAUGAUUUCUGCAAACAACAGCCAUACAGAUUUCUUUCCUGACAGGGUGUCCAACCACUCCUGUCCCCUGGGCUGGGGGUCGAAAGAAGGCCUGGAGGCUUGCAUCCUGGAGACUGCCGUCAUUGUGCUUCUGACAGUGCUCAUCAUUGCAGGAAACCUGACUGUGAUCUUCGUGUUUCACUGUGCUCCUUUGCUGCAUCACUACACCACCAGCUAUUUCAUCCAGACUAUGGCCUAUGCUGACUUACUGGUUGGUCUUAGUUGCUUAGUGCCAACUUUGUCUCUGCUCCACUACCCAGCAGGUGUCCAGGAACCAAUUACAUGCCAAGUUUUCAGCUAUGUCAUUUCWGUUCUGAAGAGCGUGUCGAUGGCAUGCUUGGCCUGUAUCAGCGUGGACCGCUACUUGGCCAUAACUAAACCGCUGUCGUACAAUCAGCUGGUGACACCGUGCCGACUGCGAGGCUGCAUCGCCCUCAUCUGGGUCUACUCGAGCCUGGUUUUCUUGCCCUCCUUCUUUGGUUGGGGCAAGCCAGGAUAUCACGGGGAUAUAUUUGAAUGGUGCGCUCAAUCGUGGCCCACCUCUGCCCUCUUCACAGGCUUCGUUGUGUGCUUUCUGUACGCGCCCGCUGCGCUUGUGGUCUGCUUUACCUAUUAUCACAUUUUUCGCAUUUGCCAGCAGCACAACAGGGAAAUCAGUGAACGGCGGGCACGCUUUCCCAGCCAAGAGAUGGAGACUGGUGAGGGGAAUAACGGUGGGCACCAUGGAGGGCAUGGGCCAGAUAGGCGCUAUGCUAUGGUGCUCUUUCGAAUCACGAGUGUUUUUUAUAUGCUCUGGCUGCCCUACAUAAUCUACUUUCUUCUAGAAAGCUCCCAUGUUCUCAAUAGUCCUGCCCUGUCCUUUAUCACCACCUGGUUGGCCAUUAGCAACAGCUUUUGCAACUGUGUAAUCUACAGCCUGUCAAACAGCGUAUUCCGCCUGGGCAUGCGCAGACUGUCGCAGACUAUGUGCUCCUUUAGCCAUUGCGCUGCAGAUGAAAGAGACUUAAGAGAGCCCAAACCAAGAAAGAGAGCCAACUCGUGCUCCAUCUGAGGGGAAAUUGCUUAGAGUGUGGAAAAACAGAUCUUAAAGCUUAAUGGCUAUUUAACUUACCGUUAAACUGGCAGGGCUGAAUUUCUUUUUUACCCUUUUGGUGAUACCAUGUAUGUUACCUCAUGCGUAAAAAAAGAUAAUUAAAAUGCAAGUUUUCAAGGAGAUGGACAGAGUCUAGAUGGGCAAAUUUAAUGAUGGCUUUCAUUUAGUAGUUCUACGGUUUUUACAUUCCAGGGGUUGUUUUCUUCCGCAUAAGACUUAGCAUUCAGCAGACAGUGCUAUAAAUUUUUAAUUAAUACAAAUAAGAGUCCAAAUGUGACCUUUUCACCUCAUGCUUGUCCAUCUAAACAAAUCUGUUUACCUGUUUCACUGGAUUUCUUUAUAAUUUCCUGUGACUGUCGGUCAUAAAUGAUGUGUGCAUUUAUUUGUGGCCAACAUCCUGUUUAAGGCGGUUCUUAGAUGCUUUACGGAUGUAAGUAUGCAGAUUUGACCAUUACAAUAGCUGCUGGUAAAUAUCAAACUGUUUUUGGCCAUGACUGUUGUUUGGGGAAAGUGAGCAGUUUUUUUCUGCUCUUUUUUUUUAAAUUUCCUCCUAAGAAAGUGAAAAACAUAGUAAUGAUGUCAAGUGGUUUGCCACUUUUUCACUUUUGCCAGCCAUUGAUCUGACUGUUGAAUUUGGAGUCUAGUGGUCAGCUUUAUAAUGGUCUUUAAUUUAUAAGGAUUUUUGUUAGCUCAUUCAGUUUCCACUCAUUUGGUUGUUUUGAAAUCCACCAUAUAUGGUUGAUCACCUAAUAAUUAGUGCACUUUUACUGAAAAGCACCUUGUUUUUAAUGAAAAGACCAAGGAUUGGGAUGUUUUUUCCCAGUAUUUUAAACUUAAGUCUUUAUAUUGAGGGCAGUAGGUUGAUGCUCUCAGCAGUUAAUCAUCACAGUGAAUUUAACCUAUUUUAUCAAUUUGAUCCCUUAAAAUAGUCAAGAAUUUGCUGUUUUCAUCUGGAUUCUCGACUUGCAGUGACUUUUUAAAAAUAAUUAGCCACCAUCAAAAACGUUUUUUAAUCUAAUAGAGCAAAUAUUCUGAGUUGCACCUCUUAGAUUUUGCCUUUAACCCACAGUUUCAAAUUGCUAUGAAAAUUUAUUUUAAUAGAAGUGUAAACUUCAUGUUUUAAACAGGCUUUGGAUGACUUGGUUCUGUUCAAAAAAUGGUAGUAGAUUUAUUUUGCUGCAGCAGUGAAUGCAGUCUUAGAUUAUUGUAAUCUGAUGUAGUUUGACACUGCUGUGAGGACAAAACCCCACUGAUUUGAAAAUUUUUACACUUGGCAUGUGUUAAAGAGUGCUUUUUUUAUUUCUAUCUUAUUUCAUUUUAAUCUUUACUACUACUUUUUCUGCUAGUAAAUAUGACCGGUUACAGCGCUAACCAGAAAUCCAUUUUGUCCAGAUGACUUAAUGCCUAAUGUUUAGUCUUUCCUGGACAAAUCUUUAACCCAGUUUUUUUUUACUGUGCAUGUGUCAUUUGUGCCAAGUGACAAAGAAUAGUUCAGCAGAUAACAUUUAUGUGGGCUUUAUAUUGGAUGUAGGGAAUUAUUUUUAGUUUGACUAAUUCAUUUUUUAUUUCAUUACUGUACCCUCCGAACUAAGUGACUUUCCUAAAUUUUGGACCUUUGCUAUAUAAAGCAGAUUCAAUAGGUUGUCAAAGGAGUUUAAUUGUGAUUCUCACCUUUUGCUCAAGAUCAGUGGUGUAUCUAUUCCAGCUCUAAUCGUUAGAUUCAAGAUAAAAUAUAUUUCAUUUUGCAGAAAAAUAAAAACUUAAUAUUUUAUAUAAAAAAUAUACAGAUGUCCCUUUAUUCAUAGGUUGUUGUUUAGACCUCGCAGGUAGUGUCUGUUCCAAACGGUUUGGUUCAGAACAAGCAAGAAUAACAAAUCUAGCCCUUUGAUAUUAAAAUAGUUUAUUUUUGGUUUUAUGCUGCUUAAGUGUACUUUGUGUAAGCUGUCCCUUAAUGUAAAACUUUUUUUUUACUUUUUGUAAGCAGGAGGGUUCAGCUUUCUGCUUUUAUUUAUUUAUUUUUUUGUGCGUUGUGUAGAAAUCUGUCAAUCGCACAUUCACGUGAACAUGAACUAUGUGAACAUUUCAGCUGAAUCAUCUCUCCCCUUUUUGAAUGUAAUUGCAGUAUUGUUUUUAAGCCAAGAUUCACAGUAGAAAAAUGUCUCUUUUGGGUUAUCUACAGAUCUACUGCCUUCAUGUUAAURAUAAUCAAGAACAGAUUCUGUGUUGCUUUAAAAGUAUUGCUUUAUGCAGUUUUAAUGCACUACAAGUUGCUCUUUGUAUGUGCCUAAACAUGUGUUUUGUAGGGGAAACAUGUUGAUGUAAUUAGCAUUACAUAGACAUGCUGCAUUUUUAAAAAAUCUUUCCAGCUGCAUAAACAUACAUUGUCACACUGUACCCUUUAAAGGGACAUCAGAUUUUCCUUUUAAUAAUUUUGUGAUACCUUCAGUUAGGUCCACUUGAACAAAAAGUUGUUUUAGUCUUGUUUAACAGUAAAUAUGUUUUCUUCCUUCAAGUGGCUAAGUUGUUGAGGUCUUCAUUUAUAGUGUAACAAAACAUGGCGAAUUUGUCCUUGUCUUUCAGUGCCAYGAUACCUUUCAAUAAUAACAAAAGGGAAGCACUGCAAAACCAGUACUUGGUUUAUUUAAUUUCAGUAGGAUGUGUUUUUGGUGCUUCUUUUUAGCAUGGUGCAGUGAGGUGGUAGGUAAAAUUUAUAGCAACUGUGCUGGUCUGUCCUGUAUAAUCUUGACAAUGUGGUAACAAACAACAUAUAAUGAUAAAAAGUAACAUUUUGUAAUAACAUAACCUAAACUGGCUCAUUUAUUCUAAUACAUUUAGAAGUGAAAAUAAUGACUUCUCUUAUCUUAAACUCCCAGAUUGCUGUGAUUGGUCGGAAGUUGCACAAAUAUUCCUUGACUUAGUAGGAUAUUUUCAUCAUAUUACUGGUGUUUUACAGAAACAAUCCCAGAGCCACUUAYUGAAUACUUAAAAAAAUAGUUUGUGUCUGCAUUGCACUAACCAUAAAGUGGUAGGAAAUUUAAAAAAGUAAAAUGUGUCUCGUUAAAAACUCCUCUUGUUUUUAAAGUGCAUUGAAACAAACUUUUACCUAAGAGUUUAGAAGAUAAUAGAUGUCUAUUUAUAAAUUAUCAAAUUGUGAACAGAUCUUUAAAGAAUAUACUGUAUAUAAUACUAUAUGAAAAGUGUGUGUAAAUGUUUGUACUCUGCCGUAACGCCACAUCACCCUUCAAAACAAAAUAAAAUGAAAGGUUAAUCCAA
Austrofundulus limnaeus is the source of this 6321-nucleotide messenger RNA. RefSeq names its product G protein-coupled receptor 52 (gene gpr52). The coding region runs from base 1888 to 3006 and encodes 372 amino acids. Gene Ontology annotation, cellular component: membrane. Gene Ontology annotation, molecular function: G protein-coupled receptor activity. The transcript has a single exon. NCBI's taxonomy places the organism in Eukaryota, Metazoa, Chordata, Actinopteri, Cyprinodontiformes, Rivulidae. The record is from RefSeq and is a predicted model, not a curated record. Gene Ontology annotation, biological process: G protein-coupled receptor signaling pathway.